This is a messenger RNA of Populus nigra (black poplar), 2147 nucleotides long. RefSeq lists its product as uncharacterized. Lineage: Eukaryota; Viridiplantae; Streptophyta; Magnoliopsida; Malpighiales; Salicaceae. Bases 375 to 1832 code for a protein of 485 amino acids. The record is from RefSeq and is a predicted model, not a curated record. The transcript has 5 exons.
CACCAGUUGUCGCGGCUCUCUCAAGUGACACUCACACGCACAAAAGAAAAGAGAGCGAGAGAGAGAGAGAGGGAGAGUCUCAUUAAGUAGUUAUUAAGUGGAUUCAUUUUUUAGAGAGAGAAAGAAAGGGGUGGCUCUUUAGAGAGGGAGAGGUUUUGGUUUGGUUAGUACUAGGAGUACCAUAAAAAUUGUUUUUGUCUUUUGAUUCACUUUAGCCGUGUUGUUGCUGUUAUUGCUGUCUUCCCAUAAUUUUCUCCAGAUUUCAACAACAACAACUCUCUCAACUGUCUGUUCAGGAGGGCUUUGACCAUUGCAUCACUAUAAGCAGUGGUAUUUGUUUCAUAACAUCUCCUGUGGUCUCCUAAAGUAUCUAGAUGGGUUCUCGGUUCCCAUCUCAUCAGCUCAGCAAUGGCCUUUAUGUAUCAGGCCGGCCUGAGCAGCCGAAGGAGAGGGCUCCAACAAUGAGCUCUGUGGCCAUGCCAUAUACUGGUGGUGAUAUCAAGAGGUCUGGAGAGUUGGGCAAAAUGUUUGAUAUUCCUGUAGAUGGCUCAAAGUCUAGGAAAUCUGGACCUAUAACUGGUGCUCCUUCAAGGACUGGGUCAUUUGGAGGAGCUGCUUCACAUUCAGGGCCAAUCAUGCCUAAUGCAGCUGCCCGGGCAGCCUAUACUACAUCAGGUGCUGUAUCAUCUGGAGGAACUGGUUCAGUUUCAUUAAAAAAAUCAAAUUCAGGACCCCUAAAUAAGCAUGGAGAGCCAGUAAAGAAGUCAUCUGGCCCUCAGUCGGGUGGAGUAACGCCUUCUGGCCGCCAAAACUCUGGUCCCAUUCCUCCUGUUCUUCCUACUACUGGUCUGAUUACAUCCGGUCCUAUAUCUUCAGGCCCACUGAACUCGUCUGGGGCACCUCGGAAGGUAUCUGGUCCUUUAGAAUCUAUGGGGUCUAUGAAAAAUCCAGGCUAUGCUGUUAUUCACAAUCAGGCAGUGACUGUUCUUAGCCAAGAUGAUGACUUUUCCUUCAGAAAGAACUUCCCAAAGCUGAUAUUGUGGUCAUUGAUUCUACUUUUUGUAAUGGGUUUCAUUGCUGGUGGUUUUAUCCUUGGAGCAGUCCAUAAUGCCAUUCUCUUAAUAGUUGUUGUCGUUCUUUUUGGUGCUGUUGCCUCUUUUUUCAUAUGGAAUACUUGUUUUGGGAGAAGAGCUAUCAUGGCUUACAUUGCACGUUACCCAGAUGCUGAGCUACGAAAUGCAAAAAAUGGGCAAUUUGUGAAAAUUUCUGGGGUGGUCACCUGUGGUAAUGUGCCCCUGGAGUCAUCUUUCCAAAGAGUUCCUAGAUGUGUAUAUACCUCCACGAGUUUGUACGAGUACAGAGGAUGGGACUCAAAAGCAGCCAACCCAACUCAUCGUCGUUUCAGUUGGGGUCUCAGAUCAUUAGAAAGGCGUGCAGUUGACUUCUACAUUUCUGAUUUUCAAUCUGGAUUGAGAGCAUUGGUUAAAACUGGCUAUGGAGCGAGGGUGACUCCUUAUGUUGACGAUUCCCUUGUCAUUGAUGCUAACCCGGGUGCUGAAGAGCUGUCUCCAGAUUUUGUCAAAUGGCUGGGAGAAAGGAAUCUUUCAAGUGAUGAUCGAAUAAUGCGAAUGAAAGAAGGGUACAUCAAAGAAGGAAGCACUGUUAGUGUAAUGGGAGUUGUUCAAAGGAAUGACAACGUGCUUAUGAUCGUCCCUCCCCCCGAACCGAUUACAACUGGGUGCCAAUGGGCCAAAUGUAUUUUUCCAGCUAGCCUCGAGGGUAUUGUUUUGAGAUGCGAAGACACUUCAAAGAAUGAUGUCAUACCUGUGUAAUAGCUUGUGCUGUAGACUCACUUUGGGAUUCCUUUUUUUUUUUUUUUUUCUCUUUUCCAUCUAAAUAUCGAUGGUGGUGGAAGUGAUAUGGAGGUGGCAUUGAUGAUUGUGAUAGACUGGUGGUGGUGUUUUCUUCUUUUCGGUUUCACUAGGUGUAUAGUUUUAAGUGUUUUCUGCCAUCUUUUUUUCAUUUUUUUUUAACCUAGGUCUUGAAGGUUGUGAUGGGGGUUGGGUUUGAUAUAUUGUAGAGAAUUUUACAUGCUUGAGGCAGCGGAUUGAGAUUAUGAUAAAUAGAAAGAAAAAUGUUGUGAGAUA